Messenger RNA from Pistacia vera, 773 nucleotides. Its product is annotated as protein PLANT CADMIUM RESISTANCE 9-like. Lineage: Eukaryota; Viridiplantae; Streptophyta; Magnoliopsida; Sapindales; Anacardiaceae. The coding region runs from base 58 to 558 and encodes 166 amino acids. The transcript is spliced from 4 exons. The record is from RefSeq and is a predicted model, not a curated record.
UACACGAAUAUCUCACGAUUUUUUCAUUGAUCUACACCAUUGUUCUGAGCAAGCAGCAUGAAUCCCAGCAGCAUCGAGCCCGAGAUUAAAUCUGCUACACCAUCUCCGUCUUCAUAUCCAACAUCUUCGAAGCAGCCGCUAACUGAAGGGCAGUGGUCCACCGGCUUGUAUGAUUGUUGCCAUGAUCCUUCUAACUGUUUAAUCACCUGUUGUUGUCCAUGCAUAACCUUCGGCCAAGUAGUUGAGAUUAUUGAUAGAGGGAAUACAGCCUGCAAACUGCAGGGCUUGGUGUACUAUGCUAUGGCGGCUAUAGGUUGCGGUUGGCUGUAUGGUGGUGCAUACCGUUCUAAAUUAAGAAGGCCUUUUUCAUUACCAGAAGCCCCUUGCAGGGACUGGGUGGUUCACUGUUUCUGCUGCAUUUGCUCCCUCACCCAAGAGUAUAGAGAACUCAAGAAUCGUGGAGCCGAUCCCUCCAUUGGUUGGAAAGCUAAUGUUGAAAAGUGGAAUCGUGAAGGACUUAAGCCCCCAAUCGUUGCACCAGACAUGUGUCGAAAUUGAAAUAUUUAUUUUUGUAUUCCUGCCAUUGCCUACUCUUCUAUGUUGGUCUUUUGAUCUCCUUUGUGUAUUUCAUUACUCUUGAAAAUGUUUAUUAGGAUUUGCACAGCAUAUCUAUGUCAAUUUGUGAAGUACAGUUUGUUGUCGUUGUUCAUGAUAACAGCUUAUGUUAUUUGUGUAUUUGUAGUAAAUCUCUCUUCAGAGAUCUCCGGAUAAUA